CCCAACGCAAUUUUACCGGGAAAACGCGGAUGUUGCUCAUGUCCGGUGGAAACUGACAUCCAACACUGUGAAGUGGCGGGAGAUUUAUCUAGUGCAUAUGGAGAAAUAGAGCUCGAGCUGGAAUAAAAGGCUUCUUCAGAAUGGACUUUAAAAGACGCAAUGGAGGCCCUUCAAUGGGCGGGGCUUCGCAGCCCAAGAAGGGGAAAAUUAGCACAGAAUGGGAGGAUAGUCCCUCCCAGUUUGAAGAGGAACUUGCUCUAUUUGAUGAAAUGGAUAUGGAGGUGGAGUCAGGGGAGGGCCAAGCCGGCCAUGAUGUCAUUCCAGUGGGUGAGUUAUUCUCUGCUGAUCUUAAUCCACGUUGGAAACGACCUCAUGCACCGCCUCUUCAACCAAAGUCAGACACACUCAUUUUUCAGCAGAUAGACCUGGAUUAUUACCUGGGACCUGCGGUAGCAGGUAUGCCUGGACAGGUACAGGGCAAAGUACCCAUUGUACGCAUGUUUGGUGUGACGGACAGUGGAAAUAGCGUGUGCUGCCACAUUCAUGGAUUUGCCCCGUAUUUCUAUGUUCCUGCCCCCAACGGGUUUACAAAUGCACACUUGGCUGAGUUUCAGAGAGAGCUGAAUUCUGCUGUAUUGAAGGACAUGCGCUCCAAUAAAGACAACAUAGCGGUCACUGUGCUGGCAUUGGACAUUACCAGGAAAGAAAGUAUGUAUCAUUACCAUGGAAACCAAGCUCAUGACUUUCUGCGCAUUACCAUGGCGAUGCCACGUCUGGUUGCCCCAGCGAAGCGUAUCCUGGAACAGGGCUUUAAAUUUGCCAAUUUCGCCACCCAGAGCUACCAGGCUUUUGAAGCCAACAUCGACUUUGAGAUCAGGUUCAUGGUGGACUGUGAUGUUGUUGGUUGCUGCUGGAUUGAGCUUCCAAAAGGGAAGUACAGGGUGAGGGAAGAGAGAAGGGAAGGACAGACCGAUUCAAAAUAUCCAGGAAAGGUUUCCCUGUGUCAGUAUGAGGUGGAUGUUGCAUGGAAUGAUCUGAUCAGUCAUCCAGCUGAAGGAGAAUGGCAGAGGAUCGCUCCACUCAGAGUCCUGAGCUUUGAUAUUGAGUGUGCUGGCAGAAAAGGUGUGUUUCCAGAGCCGGAGAUCGACCCUGUGAUUCAGAUCGCCUCUAUGGUGCAGCGUCAGGGAGAGAAGGAGCCGUUUAUCCGGACAGUCUUCACCUUACAGAGCUGUGCCAGUAUAGUGGGCUCCCAGAUUCUCUGCUUUACUCAGGAGAGGCAGCUACUGCAGAGUUGGGGUGAGUUUAUGAGGACAGUGGAUCCUGACAUCAUCACUGGCUACAAUAUCCAGAACUUUGACCUUCCGUACCUCCUCAACAGGGCUGCCACCUUAAAGGUGAAUAUGUUCCCAUAUCUGGGUCGUGUGUGGGGCAUCAAAUCAGUUCUGAAAGACUCCAGCUUCCAGAGCAAACAGAUGGGUCGCAGAGAGAACAAAACUGUGAAUAUGGAAGGACGUGUGCAGUUUGACCUAUUACAGGUGUUGCUGAGAGAUUAUAAACUGCGCUCUUACACACUAAACGCUGUCAGUUUCCAUUUCCUGCAAGAGCAGAAGGAGGAUGUACAGCAUUCUAUCAUCACAGAUCUACAGAAUGGGAAUGAACAGACCCGCAGGCGUUUGGCUGUAUACUGUCUGAAGGAUGCGUAUCUGCCGCUGCGCUUGCUGCAGAAGUUGAUGUGCGUCAUUAAUUACAUGGAAAUGGCCAGAGUAACUGGAGUGCCCCUGACUUACCUGCUCUCUCGCGGACAGCAGAUUAAAGUGGUUUCACAGCUCCUGAGACAGGCUAUGAAGCAGGACCUGGUGAUGCCAGUGGUGAGGGCAGAGGGAGGGGAGGACUAUACUGGAGCCACUGUCAUAGAACCAGAGAAAGGGUAUUACAGUGUUCCUAUAGCAACUCUGGAUUUCUCCUCACUGUAUCCCUCCAUCAUGAUGGCUCACAAUUUAUGUUACACUACUCUCCUGCAGAAGGGCCAGGUGGACAAACUGGGUCUGGCUCCAGAGGAUUUCAUCAAGACCCCCACUGGUGAUCUGUUUGUGAAGAGCUCUGUGAGGAAGGGCCUUCUCCCGGAGAUCCUGGAAAACCUGCUGGGCGCCAGGAAAAGGGCGAAGGCAGAGCUGAAGAAAGAGACGGACCCCUUUAAAAAACAGGUUCUGGAUGGAAGGCAGUUGGCUUUGAAGAUCAGUGCGAACUCAGUGUACGGGUUCACUGGGGCUCAGGUGGGCAAACUGCCCUGUUUGGAAAUCUCACAGAGCGUCACAGGCUUUGGUAGGCAGAUGAUUGAACAGACCAAACAGCUUGUGGAAUCAAGAUACACAAUCUCUAAUGGUUACCAGGCAGAUGCAAAGGUUGUCUACGGAGACACAGACUCUGUGAUGGUGAAACUAGGUGUGGCCACAGUGCAGGAAGCAAUGAAUCUGGGAAAGGAGGCAGCUGAAUGGGUCUCCUCCCACUUCGUUCCACCAAUCAAAUUAGAGUUUGAAAAGGUUUAUUACCCAUAUCUGUUGAUCAAUAAAAAGAGGUAUGCCGGGCUGUAUUUCUCUUCUGAUGCUGAACAUCAUGAUAAGAUGGAUUGCAAAGGAAUAGAGACUGUCAGACGAGACAACUGCCCUCUAGUGGCCAACCUUAUCAAUACAUGCCUCCAAAACAUCCUCAUUGAUAGAGACCCUGAUGGAGCAGUAGCCCAUGCUAAAGAAGUGAUCUCUGACCUUCUGUGUAACCGCAUUGACAUAAGUCAGCUGGUCAUAACUAAAGAGCUGACACGUACCGCACAGGAGUAUGCCGGCAAACAGGCCCACGUCGAACUAGCUGAGAGGAUGCGGAAGCGUGACGCCGGUAGCGCUCCAAACCUCGGAGAUCGAGUUCCGUACGUCAUCAUCAAAGCAACAAAGGGAGUGGCGGCAUAUAUGAAAUCAGAGGACCCCAUCUAUGUGCUGGAGAACAACAUCCCUAUAGACACGCAGUACUACCUGGAGCAACAGCUUUCCAAGCCUUUACUGCGCAUCUUUGAGCCCAUACUGGGAGAGAGCAAAGCGGAGAGCGUGUUACUGAAGGGAGAUCACACACGCUGUAAGACGGUCUUGACAUCCAGGGUCGGUGGUCUCAUGGCUUUCGCUCAGAAACGAAGCACUUGCAUUGGCUGCAGAGCUGUGCUCAAAACUGAUGCGGCCGUAUGCGACUUCUGCAAAAAGAGAGAGUCUGAGCUUUAUCAGAAAGAGAUUGCUCAUCUGUCAUCACUAGAGGAGAAAUUCUCUCGCCUGUGGACUCAGUGUCAACGCUGUCAAGGUUCUCUCCAUGAAGACGUGCUUUGUACCAGUCGAGACUGCCCCAUUUUUUACAUGAGAAAGAAAGUCCAGAAAGAUUUAGACGAUCAGGAGAAGCUCGUUUCCCGUUUUGGCUGGUGAUGGACAGGAAUUUUUUCUUGUUGUCUUCAGCCUUCUCAACAUUCAUUCAUCCUCUUACCUCAGUGAAGGAGUCUGUCACUCCAGAUUGUAAAGAAUCUAAAUUUUUUUAGUGGUUGAAUAAAGUGCAUUUUUGUAAAA
This is a messenger RNA of Pimephales promelas (fathead minnow), 3596 nucleotides long. RefSeq names its product polymerase (DNA directed), delta 1, catalytic subunit (gene pold1). The record is from RefSeq and is a predicted model, not a curated record. Lineage: Eukaryota; Metazoa; Chordata; Actinopteri; Cypriniformes; Leuciscidae. Gene Ontology annotation, biological process: base-excision repair, gap-filling; DNA-templated DNA replication; DNA replication proofreading. Gene Ontology annotation, cellular component: delta DNA polymerase complex. Gene Ontology annotation, molecular function: DNA-directed DNA polymerase activity; nucleotide binding; 3'-5'-DNA exonuclease activity.